AUGGAAGGCCCCAGUUCCUCUCACCAACCAACGGAGCAUCCAGCUUGGUUCACGCAUUGUUCUGCUCCCAUCAAGCUGCCGAACGUUUUCAUUAAGCUGCCAAAGGAAAUCCAAGAUCAGAUUCUCAGGCACAUACUCUGCGUCUUUCCAAGGCCAGAAACGUCAGAUCCGGCCAAUAAUGGCAGAUAUAUCGGAGAGCACAGCAGACUCGCUCAGAUGCCCUGGGAAAUAGACACACGCAUACUCGAGCUGAAAGAUCCCGGGUUUCGUGGACAAGCUUUGAGGCUCAUGCUGACGACGAAUCAAUUCAUCUGCGUCAAGUCAGAGUCCGUCAAUUUACUCCCUAUAUUUCACGCUGCCCAGAUCCCGAUUGUGGCUCUGGGCGUCGGAGAGUGGAGCCGAGAUCGCGUGGAAGAGCUCUCCAGAUUCUUCAUCCUCACUCAUCGAAUCGAAAGAGUAGGAGGUGUCAGGGCGUCUAUAACCCGCACGUGCAGACCAUGGGGUCGGUCUAACGAGUCACUCUACAGGCUUGGUCUCUCUGGUAAGCUCGUACCUCAACGGCAGGAGUUCGUCAUUCUCCGUAGGGAUCUUGACCUCUUCUGUCGAGCACUCGAUGGAGCUGACAGCGGCUACCACCGAUUUGGUGAAUGCACCCAGCAUAUACUCACGUUCCAUGGCCCCUUUGACGAUAUACUCGACGAGGAUGUUCCAGUCUUGCAUCCUUCAUGCUUCCUGCAACCUUAUUCGGAAACCCUUCGCGGCUUCAAGAAUUUCACCGUCCAGGGUAGGAUACGCUCAGAGCUUGCCCAGGAGAUCAAAGAUAAAGUAGGACCACAGGUCUCAACACCUCGAGUUGAAGACGUCCUUGACAACGUCGACCGCCAGAUGAGCCAAGGCGAUGACCACCUGAGCCUCAGCCGGCCCAUGAUGGCGGCCCAUACCUACGCAAGGGCGUCGCAAGAGCUGAUAUGGUUGUACAGCAAAGGCAUCUUACCACUCAUGGCCGACGAAUCUCCAGAUCCAGCACUCUCCGGGCGGUCUUUUGAACUAGACCUGCAACAGGGAAAUGCAUGGCUGAUUAUGAUGCAGAAAAAGCGAGAAGCCACCGAGAGCGCUGGUCAUAAAAGGCUCAAUGAUGCACAUGACCGCGGCGACCCAACGAGCUACUCAAGCUUUGUGGAACUCGUGAUUAACGCCGUCAUGCACAAGGUACCACCGCCGCUCGUUCAUAAGGCGAGCAUCCAUCAGUUCGCCAUCAGGCUGUACCAGGCGGCCAAGGCCGAGCGGCUCGGCGACUGCGGCAGCAGGGAUACGUGGGCAAACAUUCAGUCCGCUGUAUCAAAGGCGCCGCAGGACGAGGAGAUUCGCCGGGAAGCAGCAUUGAUCAGAAGAUGUAUACAGCCUUGGUCCUUGACAUGGAUACCAGAGGCCCAGCGGUAG
Diaporthe amygdali is the source of this 1440-nucleotide messenger RNA. RefSeq lists its product as uncharacterized. The transcript has a single exon. The record is from RefSeq and is a predicted model, not a curated record. Lineage: Eukaryota; Fungi; Ascomycota; Sordariomycetes; Diaporthales; Diaporthaceae. The coding region runs from base 1 to 1440 and encodes 479 amino acids.